Amborella trichopoda is the source of this 3072-nucleotide messenger RNA. RefSeq lists its product as uncharacterized. NCBI's taxonomy places the organism in Eukaryota, Viridiplantae, Streptophyta, Magnoliopsida, Amborellales, Amborellaceae. The record is from RefSeq and is a predicted model, not a curated record. Gene Ontology annotation, molecular function: chromatin binding.
UCCAUGCCCAAACCCUAAUUCAAACCGCCCUUUCUCUCCCGCACGUGUUACCACGACCACACAAAUCAUAAAUUCCUCGAUUAAUCUUUGAUUUUUUUUUCAUAUUUUUCAUUUUUCCCGCCCUGAAAAUGCAUGAAGCGGAGCUUGAAGCCCCCAUCAAUGGCGAUCAGGAAGAAUUAGAGCCACCUCCCAAGCGAUCAAAGCCCUCUCAAGAGUCCUCGAUCAAACGAACGGCGGAGAUCAUCCUUGUCCUGGCGUCAAUGGCCCAGAUGAGAGGUGGGCAUUGCCCCUCCUCAGCUGAGGAACGAUUGAUGGAAGAGGCGAGAGAGAAUCUUGUUUCUCUCUGCGAAAUCCUCUCUCCUAAGGAUUUGGUGAGCAGGGAAUUUGUUGGAAACUUGGUGAGAGAUUUAGGGUUGGGUGCUGAUAGGGGGAGAGAUGCGAGAGCUAUGGGCUCGCUUUCGAUUGCAGAGAAGUUUUUAAAUUCGAUGAAGAAGAUAGAGGAUAAUCGAAAGCAAGCAGCUCAAAGACCACCAUCUUCACCACAAGUUCCAGAUGAGGAACCUGCCAUAAUUGCUGCAAACCAAGCUCCACACACUCAUGAUUCCUCACAGGAGAAAACCCAAAGUUUAUCUGCAUUGCUAGAAAAUGUGCCUCCUGAUUAUGGUGCUGUAACGGGCAUAGGAACCCAAAAACUCCAGCAUGAUAAGACUAAACCUCCUGCACAACUUGAUUCAGGCGACCUCCGCACGGUGCAUGAACAACUUCGAGGUUACAAGCCAACAGAACAUUCUGGCACCUUUCCAGACCAUGACAACAUUGCUAAAAAUGUUCUUGCUGUUCUCCAGACAAGGACUUUAAAUCAUAAGAAUCAGGCUUUACCUUCUACAGCAUAUAUGAAUGCUCCUAUAUCUUGCCAACUUUGUAAAAGUGAAACAAAAAAUGUGGAAAGUGUACUUGUUUGUGAUUCUUGUGAGGCUGGAGUGGAUGUGAAAUGCUUCCAAAAUCAAUUAUAUAAUCAAAAGAUAGUUAUUAAAGGUGACUGGCAUUGUCCCAAGUGCCUGCAUUUAAGCAAUGGAAAACCAUUCCCUCCCAAGUAUGGCCGUGUUGGUAAAAGUAGUACUACACAGAAAGAAGCUUUAAAUAGUAGUAGAGUUGAAUCAUCACAGGAAAGGAACACAGGAUACCCUAACUCUAAACGUAAUCAGCCAAAAACUAUUGCUAGUGGGUUGUCUGAUUCAGUGCAACCUGUUCCCAAUCCUUCUUUACCAAAGGGUUACCCAAAUAAACAUCCGGAUGCAGGGAUCAUAGAUACAAAACAGUCUUCAGGUGCAAAUUUCCCUGGAGUGACCAUGGAAAAUAAAGACCCAGAUAAUCAGAAGGAAUGUGUUGAUUCUUUGAAUCAAGCUGUAAAGGAUUUGUGUGGAAAACCUGCUGAAACCGUUGGUGAUCAGAGAAAAAAUGAAGUAUCUCCGGACCAGAUGGAGUAUUCCACUCCAGAAUGUCCAUCCACUGUUAAAGCUGGAUUUGGACUCUCCAAUUCAGGACAAUCUGGAACCAAUCUCCAAUCUAUGAGGCAAUCUCAAGGAUCAAUUAAUUCGCAAGAUGCUGGUAAAUCUGAGUCACCCAUGUUAGAUGAAGCUGUUGGAGACAGGUGUCAGAGCAUGGCAGAUCAGGCAUUGACUGAUUCGAGUGAACCAUCGGGAAGAGUAGAUGCUCCUAAUUCAGAUUUCAGGAGUGGUAGUUUUCAAGAUGGUCAAGAGUCUUCUUCACAAAUGACAUCUGAGAGGUCUUCAGAUCCUGAUGCAGAUGAAACAACAGAUUACAGUUGGCCUCCGGAGCAGGAAUUACAUCCUGUAGAUUGGGUUGGUGAAAAAGUAAAAGUUGCAGAAGGGAGGACAUACUAUCAGUCUUGCUGUAUAAACGGUGUGAUUUACAAGCUCCAAGACUAUGCUUUAUUUCAUCCUGACUAUCCGAAUUUUCCUUCGUACGUUGCCAAGAUACAGACCCUCUGGGAGGACAAUAGAACUGGAGCUAAGUGGGCUCAUGUGAAUUGGUGCUAUUAUCCAGAUGACCUAUCACAGCUUGUUGGACGACCUGCCACCCCUGGGACGGAUGAGGUUUAUGAGUCUAAUUAUGGAGCAAACAAGUUGGUUGGCACCAUUUUGGGCCCAUGCAGUGUUCUGUCAGUAGAAAAGUAUAAGAAAGAAAUUGAAAGAAGAUCAUGUUUAGCAGAUGAGGAAAAUCCAGAAUUGGGUCCAAUUUUUAUUUGCAAGUGGUUUUAUGAUGAACCAAAAGAGCUUUUCCAACCUUUCAGUUGAUGGGAAAUACACGUAAAUUAUUGGAGAUUGAUAUGGAGGUCGUCAAGUAGUCAACCAUUCAGUCGGUUUGUGGUUUAUUAUUCUCAGCAGGUAUUCUAAUUUCUUUUCACUUGUUUAUCUUACCAGUUCUAUCUCUGCUUUCUCCAUAGAUUUUGCUUGGUCUACAAUGUUUAUGAUGCGUUGCCAUUUUGUGAAGGAGCCAUUGGUGAGUUGUCAUUUUGUUUAUGAUGAUUUGCUGGUGGGUGAGGUCAAACUAUAAUUAUCAAGUCAAUGGUGUCUUUUUGUUGUAUCUUCUGAAUUGGUCCCCAUGUUAUUGUUAUAUAAGAUUGUUGGCAGAUAAUGUGAACAUGAUUCAGAGCCAUUCAUUAGAUCUCCUUGUAAGAUUUACAGUUUUCUGUGGUUUUGUGAACAAUAGGUAUUAAAGCAUCUCAUGGAUUCCCAUAGGUCCAUUGUAAGCAUGGAGAUGUAAAAGUUGCUCCAUUAAUGAAGUCAGGUUUCUUUUCUAGGCAUGGUUAGGUGUCAGGCUACUUAUAUAAUGACAACUAUAUUCGUUGCUGUCUGGGGCCCCUGUUCUUGAUGAAACCCAAGUCCAUGCUGUAACUGUUCCUUGUAAACCCAACUGCAACCUAUCAUCAAGCAAUAUUAUUGAGUGAAUGAGAUAUUAUUGUUUUGGAACUUCUCUUGUACUACUUUGCUUUGUUGGCCUUUGUGCUAGUAGAUCUUGAAUCACGUUUUUAUGUAUUUUGGUUAUUAA